Messenger RNA from Sphaerulina musiva SO2202, 2679 nucleotides. Its product is annotated as SWIRM-domain-containing protein. Bases 184 to 2499 code for a protein of 771 amino acids. The record is from RefSeq and is a predicted model, not a curated record. Lineage: Eukaryota; Fungi; Ascomycota; Dothideomycetes; Mycosphaerellales; Mycosphaerellaceae. The transcript is spliced from 2 exons. Gene Ontology annotation, molecular function: histone binding; DNA binding. Gene Ontology annotation, biological process: positive regulation of DNA-templated transcription. Gene Ontology annotation, cellular component: SWI/SNF complex.
CCGCAAGACAACGAACAACAUUUCGCACGCCAUCCCUCCCGCUCUGCACUGCACAGCAUUGCAAUUCUCACACUUACGCGACCGGCUUCGCCUUUGCCGACAUUCAAAAAGGUGCCCUGCUGACGAGGUUGGCUGAUCGCACCACGACUUUACCUUUCAGCUCAGGCGCAACGCACCGCCGCAAUGGAUUUCGAGUUCGCAAACGAAGACGCCAAUGCGCCUGGAGAGGCCUCGGAUGAGCUCAUACGCGCCGAAAAUGCAGCCAUCGAGAAGGACGCCAAGCAAAACGCGCAGAGUCAAGACCAGGACACGUCCAUGGCAGAGGACACAGAGCCUGCCAAAGCAGAACAACCGGAAGCCGGGAAGCCUGAAUCAGGCGACGCAGCGCUGCCAGUAUCAGACAACCCGCUGGACGCGCCGGACGCGCCUGCGCCUGAGAACGCUGAAGAGGCUGGGGAGGACGAGGAGAUGGGCGACACCAAAGACGCGGCUGCUGCGCCCGAGGCAACUCCUGCGCCCGCACAGACGAAGGCCGUGACCGAGCAGUCUGCGCGAUCACAUUUGAUCGACCAGAACCACGCCAUUAUCCUGCCCUCGUACAGCGCGUGGUUUGACAUGCAUGAGAUUCACAAUCUGGAGCGCAAAGCGCUGCCAGAAUUCUUCAACAACCGUAAUCGUAGCAAGACCCCGGCCGUGUACAAGGACUAUCGCGACUUCAUGGUCAAUACGUAUCGUCUCAAUCCGUCCGAGUACCUAACUGUCACAGCUUGCAGAAGGAACUUGGCUGGGGACGUUUGCGCCAUCAUGCGAGUUCAUUCCUUCUUGGAACAAUGGGGACUUAUCAAUUACCAGAUUGAUCCGGAUACGCGACCAUCGAACAUUGGCCCACCAUUCACAGGGCACUUCCGCAUAACAGCGGAUACUCCUCGGGGUCUGCAGCCUCUCCAGCCUGCCGCUAACACUGUCACGGCUGGCAAAGCUCACGCCAGUACCGACAGGCUCGCAACAGCAGGCAAAGCCGAUCUCAACCUGGAAGUGCGGAGAAAUAUAUACGAUGACAAGGGCAAGGACGUUACUCCUGCUAAGACUGAGGGGAGCGAAGCCAACGGCGAGAAGAGCAUUGAGGAGGGCUUGAAACAGGAUGGCAAGCAGUAUUUCUGCUACUCCUGCGGCAAGGAUUGCACACGAGUGCGAUACCACAACUCCAAGAACCCACCUGCUGUAGCCACCACGCCGAAACCCAACAAAGAUCAACGGUACGACCUAUGCAGCUUGUGCUUCCAGGAGGGACGCUUCCCCAGCUCGACCACAUCCGCCGAUUACACAAAACUUGAGAACGAGAGCUAUCGAAGUAUAGGCGACAAAGAAGCGCCAUGGAAAGAUUCCGAGCUUCUACUCCUUUUGGAAGGACUGGAGAUGUUUGAUGACAGCUGGGAGCAGGUUGCAGAUCAUGUGGGCUCAAGGACAAGGGAGGAGUGCGUGCUCAAGUUUUUGCAGCUCGAGAUUGAGGACAAGUAUCUCGAAGAUGGGCCAGCAUCAAAUGGCGUGGGCAUGCAGGAUCUGGCAUACCUAUCCGGUGGUCGACUUCCUUUCAGUCAAUUUGACAAUCCCGUGAUGUCUGUCAUGGGCUUCUUAGCGGGGCUGGCUGAUCCUGCGACAACUGCGAAGGCAGCAGGCAAAAGCGUCGAAGAGAUGCGAAGACAGCUGAAGCAACGGCUCGAUGCAGAGACGCACUCGACAAGUGGUGCAGAAAAGGACAAGCCAGUGGAAAGCGCGACCCAAGCUGAAAGUGUGAAGGGCGAGGACAGCAUGGAUGUUGACGAUACCACAUCUCUUGCCACUCGCGAACCUCCCAGCUCACACGACUUGCCCACGACUGCGCUGAGUCUGACUGCUGCGCGAUCAGCAGCCCUUGCUUCGCACACGGAGCGGCAACUGACCAACCAGGUCUCUGCCGCCGUGAAUCUGCAAUUGCAAAAGCUAGAGCUCAAACUGCAACAGUUUAGCGAAAUGGAGUCUCUUCUGCAAGCUGAACGUCGCGAAAUCGAGCGUUCUCGUCAGAAGCUGUUCCUCGACAGACUCCAAUUCCGGAAACGCGUACGAGAGACAGAGGCCAGGUUCGCUAGUAUGAAGUUGCAGCAGCCUCAGGUGAGCGCAGAGCGGGCCCAGCAGCAAAACGCCAACCCCGAACAGCAGGAGCAAACUCAGCCUGCCGAAGCUUCUGGCUCGGGCGCUGUCAGCGAAUCUGCUCAGCCAUCAGAACCAACAUCGCUAUUUGGUCAAGAUGCUGGAGGCCUAGGCGGUACGACCGAGUCCAAUGAGUUUGAGAACAACUUUGAGGCCAUGGAGGGGAUGGAAGGCAUGGAUGACUUUUUGAACAUGGAUGAUGUCGAGCCUACGCCUGAAGUCAGUGCUGUGCCCCAGAGUGAGGCCGAAGUACCGAGUACUUUUGAGCCGGUCGCAGAGGAGGCUGAAGGUUUCAUGAAGCAUGAUUUGUGAGAACAGGAAAUGAUGCAAGAUAAAGAUGGAUCGAAUCAUUCAUUCGUGUGGCCUGCUUGACAUGAACUAAUAGUGUAUGUAUUGCAGUGCAGUGCACAAGAGAAGAAAAAAAAACCCUUUCGAAAGCACACCUGCCUUGUACUUGGAAGUAUUGUAACAACGCAAACAAUUUUUGACGCU